CUGACGUUACUCUUCUUUGGUGAAUGUGAUGUCUUUUCUUCCAGGGUCUCAGAUGUCCUCACACCCGUCACUCACAUCUGAGGAGCUGUCUCGGGGUUUAGCCGUGGAAAAGUUUGACAUGGUGAAAAAGUGGGGGAUCAACACAUACAAAUGCACAAAACAGUUAAUCUCGGAGCGCUUUGGCCGGGGGUCCCGAACAGUGGACUUGGAGCUGGAGACCCAAAUUGAGCUUCUAAGAGACACUAAGCGGAAGUAUGAAGGGGUCCUGCAGCUGGCCCGAGCUCUGACAGCCCAUUUCUACAGCCUUGUGCAGACUCAGAGGGCCCUGGGUGACGCCUUCUCUGACCUCAGCCAGAAAUCUCCAGAAUUACAGGAGGAGUUUGGGUACAAUGCGGAGACACAGAAGCUACUGUGCAAGAACGGGGAGACCCUGCUGGGAGCUGUGAAUUUCUUUGUGUCCAGUAUCAACACCCUGAUCAACAAGACCAUGGAGGACACGUUAAUGACGGUGAAGCAGUACGAGACGGCGAGGCUGGAGUUUGACGCGUACCGGGCUGACCUGGAGGAGCUGAGUCUAGGACCACGUGAUGCAGCCACUCUGUGCCGCAUUGAGGUCGCCCAGCAAAACUUCCAGGCACACCGCGUCAAAUAUGAGAAACUGCGAGGAGAUGUGACCAUCAAACUGCGCUUCUUACAGGAGAACAAGGUGAAGGUCAUGCACAAGCAGCUCCUCCUCUUCCAUAACGCCAUCUCCUCAUACUUCGCCGGAAAUCAACAGCAACUGGAAGCUUCCCUGCAGCAAUUCAACAUCAAGCUGAGCAGCGCGGCCAGCGACAAACCCUCCUGGCUGGAGGAGCAGUGACCGCGCUCUGUCCGUUUUGUGAUGGCGUGUUCUGUAUAUGUAAGCGUUGUGUGCAUGAAGGUUGUGUGUAACAUUACCGCGUGCUGGUGUGACUGUCCAUGUGUGGUAGAUUGUCCCUCAUUCUAUGUGUCUACAGAUGGGUGUGUGAUGGAGAUGUCACCAGAUGACAGGGUCCGGUAUACGCCAGGCCCGUGAGGUUCUCCGGCCUCCUCCAUAAAAAUAUAUAUAUAUAUAUAUGUGAACAGGUCACACUGCAGGGCUUACUCAGUAGUUAGAUCAGACAAGAACUUUAAGCUGCUCCCUCAUGAAGCAAUAUUAUUAUAUCCCAGUCGAUGUCCAUGGCUUCUCCUGCUGAGCCAUCUUCUCUACAGACCUUGUACCUCCUCCACCCCAGAUGUCCUCUCCUCUACACUAGACUUCUCUUCAGAUCUCGUCCCUUCGCUACCUGCAUACUCCACUCUGCUGUCCCUCAGGUCCCUAAAUUCCCAUUUACUUUAAUGUUUUCACAUAAAAUGUGGAUUUGAACUGUGGGGAAAAUCGUCAAAUACAAGAAACAGAAGUAAAUACCAUGGAAAAAUACCUGUCAGGAACAAAAACCCACAAAGAAAACUCCACUCUUAGUAAAUAAGGCCAUCAUCACUACACUGUCUUACUCCACUAAUCUACAGAUGUCAUCACCUCUACACUCCACUCUCCUAGAGAUCACAUUAUGACUACACUCCACUCUCCUAGAGAUCACAUUAUGACUACACUACACUCUUCUGUAGAUCACAUUAAGUCUACACUCCACUCUUCUGUAGAUCACAUUAUGACUACACUCCACUCUCCUAGAGAUCACAUUAUGACUACACUCCACUCUCCUAGAGAUCACAUUAUGACUACACUCCACUCUCCUAGAGAUCACAUUAUGACUACACUCCACUCUCCUAGAGAUCACAUUAUGACUACACUACACUCUUCUGUAGAUCACAUUAGGUCUACACUCCACUCUUCUGUAGAUCACAUUAUGACUACACUCCACUCUUCUGUAGAUCACAUUAGGUCUACACUCCACUCUUCUGUAGAUCACAUUAGGUCUACACUCCACUCUCCUAGAGAUCACAUUAUGACUACACUCCACUCUCCUAGAGAUCACAUUAUGACUACACUACACUCUUCUGUAGAUCACAUUAGGUCUACACUCCACUCUUCUGUAGAUCACAUUAUGACUACACUCCACUCUUCUGUAGAUCACAUUAAGUCUACACUCCACUCUUCUGUAGAUCACAUUAUGACUACACUCCACUCUCCUAGAGAUCACAUUAUGACUACACUCCACUCUUCUGUAGAUCACAUUAUGACUACACUCCACUCUCCUAGAGAUCACAUUAUGACUACACUCCACUCUCCUAGAGAUCACAUUAUGACUCCACUCCACUCUUCUGUAGAUCACAUUAGGUCUACACUCCACUCUUCUGUAGAUCACAUUAGGUCUACCCUCCACUCUCCUAGAGAUCACAUUAGGUCUACACUCCACUAUCCUAGAGAUCACAUUAUGACUACACUCCACUCUUCUGUAGAUCACAUUAGGUCUACACUCCACUUUCCUAGAGAUCACAUUAGGUCUACACUCCACUCUUUUAUAGAUCACAUUAAGCCUACACUCCACUCUUCUAUACAUCACAUUAAGUCUACACUCCACUCUUUUAUAGAUCACAUUAAGCCUACACUCCACUCUUUUAUAGAUCACAUUAAUCCUACGCUCCACUCUUCUAUAGAUCACAUUAAGCCUACGCUCCACUCUUCUAUAGAUCACAUUAAGUCUACACUCCACUCUUCUAUAGAUCACAUUAAGCCUACGCUCCACUCUCCUAUAGAUCACAUUAAGCCUACGCUCCACUCUUCUGUAGAUCACAUUAAGUCUACACUCCACUCUUCUAUAGAUCACAUUAAGCCUACACUCCACUCUUUUAUAGAUCACAUUAAUCCUACACUCCACUCUUCCAUAGAUCACAUUAAUCCUACGCUCCACUCUUCUGUAGAUCUCUUCUAUCGAUCUAAUUCUUUUUACACUUUCCCCUCCAUACACAUUUUCUCUCCAUGGUUCUUGCUCAGGUCUUAUCCAGUCUAUUGGUUUUAUUCUUUCCUUCCUGGGGUGUGAGGUCUCUAGUGACUGCGGCUGUGGUAACAUUACGUGUUGAUGCAGUAAUCUCCAUCCUCUAGCCUCGUAUAGGAGGUCACAUGGGGAUUUAUGAUAGUGCCCCCUCCAUUUCUUUCCUCUUUAUUGCCCCCUCACUGAUGCUUUCCUCCGGUUCUGCUGAGGACCUCUUAUUGCUGUGUCACCUUUCUCAGUUUCCCUCCAUAAGUUGAGUUUGUGGCAGUGACCAAUGACUCAGACAGUUGUUCUGUAUAUUUCGGAGGCUGGCUGUAGUAGCGGGGCAUUAGCUAUAGUUUAUAUAUAACUAGGGGGUAUGUUUUCUUUUUAUGUGGCACUCACCUGCACAUUGACUGGUGAUGUGACCGCCGGAUCCUUGUGUGUGUAUCCCUGGACGUCCGGUGUAUGAAUGCUUUGAACAACACUACGUCCUGGAGUGUCGGGGUCUGCACUCCAGUGAGGAGACGAAUGCGUCUUAUCCCACUACAUUUCAGUGUAUAUGGCCAGUUGGGUGCGCGGCUGGUAUGUGUGCAUGGGUACUGCGGUAUUAUUACACAGCGCAGUGUGUACUCUUAGGGUCCACCGCUAACCAGACUCCACCCCUGUGUAAGUAACAUUGGGCCAUGUGCUUGUUACCUGCCCUGUAGUACGAUAAUUAUUUAUAAAGUGAAAUUGUUCCUGGGGGGAAUUGUUUUGUGGUUGCGACACUCUUCCUGGGCUGGGGAGAACAACUCUAUGAGGGGCAUCAGGUUACUGGAACAUUUCUGUAAAGCUGAAUAAAACUAAUGAAGAGUC
Messenger RNA from Hyla sarda, 3791 nucleotides. It is a transcript of the gene ARFIP2, whose product is annotated as ADP ribosylation factor interacting protein 2. Gene Ontology annotation, biological process: regulation of Arp2/3 complex-mediated actin nucleation; intracellular protein transport. Gene Ontology annotation, molecular function: phospholipid binding; protein domain specific binding. The coding region runs from base 29 to 862 and encodes 277 amino acids. The record is from RefSeq and is a predicted model, not a curated record. NCBI's taxonomy places the organism in Eukaryota, Metazoa, Chordata, Amphibia, Anura, Hylidae. The transcript has 5 exons. Gene Ontology annotation, cellular component: trans-Golgi network membrane.